Messenger RNA from Aspergillus chevalieri, 507 nucleotides. RefSeq lists its product as uncharacterized. Lineage: Eukaryota; Fungi; Ascomycota; Eurotiomycetes; Eurotiales; Aspergillaceae. Bases 1 to 507 code for a protein of 168 amino acids. The record is from RefSeq and is a predicted model, not a curated record. The transcript is spliced from 3 exons.
AUGGUUACGCGCAAGCGAAAGCAAGAAGCUGUCGAGGAGGAGGAAUUGCAGGCGCUGCCUAGUGAUGAGAGCGAGGAAGAAGAGGAGUAUCAAUCCUCCGACGAAGAAGGAUCCGGCGGAGAAGAAGAGUCGGAGGAAGAGCCUAGCGAGGCAGAGAGUGAGGAAUAUGUAGAGGAAGGGGACGGCGAGUCCGAAGAGAAAGAAGGAAAGGGGAAGGGUAAAGAUAGAGCUAAGCCUAAGGAGGAGAAAGGUCCUACUCCCAAGAAACGCAAGACUAGUCCUCCAGCUGCCAAGAAGCAAAAGGGCGAUGAGGAUACCGGAGAGAAAGAAGCCCCAACCGGAGAAGAAGAGGAGGAAGCUGAGGACGAAGGCGAGGAGAAACCCGAGGAGACGGCUGAGAACAGCGGGCCUGCUGCAUCUGCGGCUAAGGCUAAGGGUGAUAAGGUUCCUAAGGAGUCGGAUUUACCAGAAGCAGAGCCUGAGGGGGAGGGGGAAGAGAAGGAGUAA